AUGUCUAAUGUAAGCGCAUCUGCUAAACGACGUGCACGAGCGAAGAAUACAAAGGAGCGGUUGUUUGCUGGAGCUAACGAUGCUGAGGGAGAUAGGAGCAAGCCUGAAGAUCGCUGUGGUCAGCUCAAGGAGACGCGAAACGUUGAUCAACUAGCUAGAGAAAUUUCCGCCUUGAAGGACAGUAUAGCUGAUCGAAAUAUGCUCCGUGAGAGCUUGGAGAAGGUACAAACUGCUUCGGAGGACUGCGAGCAGAAGAUGCAAAAGCUGAAGGUUCAACUGCAGAGAGCGUCAGAUGACCUUGGAUGUGCGAAGGCUGCUAGAGUUCACGCUGAGAAGGAGUCAAUAUCUUUGAGCAUUCAAGUGCAAGAGAAGACCAGGGAGCUCAAGCGGGUACAAGCUGAGCUUGACGAAGCUCAGAGAGGAAAGGAGCAGCUGCAGCAUGAGGCUGAAAGUACAAUGUCCCAUGCGGGUGUGCGAGAUCAGCACGGUUCCCAUGAUACAAGUCCAUCACCUGCCGUCUAUUUAUGCGUCGGGCGUAAUCCAGAAAAUACACUUCAAUAUUAA
This is a messenger RNA of Perkinsus marinus ATCC 50983, 564 nucleotides long. RefSeq lists its product as hypothetical. The transcript is spliced from 6 exons. The coding region runs from base 1 to 564 and encodes 187 amino acids. Lineage: Eukaryota; Perkinsozoa; Perkinsida; Perkinsidae. The record is from RefSeq and is a predicted model, not a curated record.